Messenger RNA from Scutellospora calospora, 477 nucleotides. Lineage: Eukaryota; Fungi; Glomeromycota; Glomeromycetes; Diversisporales; Gigasporaceae. The record is from the annotation of a GenBank genome assembly.
AUGAGUUCAAAAUAUUCUAAAUGGGUAGAAGAAGCUUUGAAAGAUGGCAUUAUAGCUUUUUUUGAUUAUUCUGUAUUUAAAGACAUUCAACAAAUUGGAAAAGGUGGAUUUGGUGUUAUUUAUUCAGCUGAUUACUAUAAUAAAAAGGUAGCAUUAAAGUGCCUUGGUACUAAUGAACCAACUAAAGAAUUUGUUAACGAGCUUAAACAUCUACGUACUGUUAGUUUUCAUCCUAAUACAAAUCAAUUCCAUGGCAUUACAAUUGCAACCCUUGAUAAAAUAUCAGAAACGGAAGUUGAGUUUAUUAUAAAUCAUAAUCGACUACCUCUGCCUGUUUUAACCAGGAAUGGUGCACCUACAUUGUUAUCCGUUGAACCAUCGGCACAGAUAUUUAAAAAACCUAGCUUGAACAAAAUAAAUCGAUCACGUUUUUCUAAACGUUCACUUGAUGCAACGGAAUUAAAAUCUCAAGGACUA